Molecule: messenger RNA, 3104 nt
Organism: Prionailurus viverrinus (fishing cat)
Lineage: Eukaryota; Metazoa; Chordata; Mammalia; Carnivora; Felidae
Gene: MFF
Product: mitochondrial fission factor
Exons: 10
Coding region: 751-1701 (316 amino acids)
Biological process (GO): positive regulation of mitochondrial fission
Cellular component (GO): peroxisome; mitochondrial outer membrane
Source: RefSeq, a predicted model, not a curated record
GCUUGAGAGACUGUGGCUUGAAAGCUGAUCGCCAUAGGCUGAUCUUUUAUACUUUCACCAGCACUUUGUGUAUGGGGGGAGCUUUCUUCGGCAUUUCCCCGAAGCAUGGGUCCUUCUCUAAUUUAGAAGGUUAUUCCAUGUGUCGGUACUGUCUCUCCCCUUAAAGGCAUGUUAUGCUUUUUAAAAAUAUACAUGUAAAUACAGUAUUAACUGCAAAUAAAUGUGAAGCUUCUGAUUCCCCCAAAAUGAACGCAUCCGUUAAGGAUUUAUUGCUACAGAGUCUAUAUUUGAUGUUCAUUGCAUCUCGGUCACCAGGUAUACAUUUAGUAAGAGAAGUUUUAGUUUGUAUUUUGUGCUUUUUAGGGGACUACGUUUUUUAAAAUAAAUUGAGAAUUAGCCUUAUUUACUUUAUGAAUCUGAUUUUCAUCAUUAAAAGGUUUUAUUUUUUUCAUGCAUGACAGCAAUUUCUCAUUUCAUUUUUGGAAAAUCCUAGCAGCUUUCCGUCAAAUGAUUGAUUAGGAGAUUUUAAUUUAAGUUUUCUUUCAGACAUUUUUGAAUUAUAAGCAGCAUGCAUAUCCGUGCAGAGAGAAAGAGAGGAAGUGUGUGUGUGCAUGCGCAUUUGUUUUGUGGUUUACAGUGAUUUAAAAACUUGCUCCUAAGCAAUGUCUUCAAGGUGCAAAUUCAGCUCAUAAAGUGAGAAGGCAUUCUGUUGAGGAAAUCGUUUUCUUCGCUCUUUUGUUUUUGCUUUGUAUGUGUUUGGUACUCGCAAAAGAGAAGGCCCCUUCUGCUCUUCCCACAAGAGUGAGCGGGGCAGCAUUUCCUUCUCCCCGCGCUGCUGAGAUGGCGGAAAUUAGUCGAAUUCAGUAUGAAAUGGAAUACACCGAAGGUAUUAGUCAGCAGAUGAGGGUCCCGGAAAGAUUAAAGGUAGCGCCACCAAAUGCUGAUCUGGAGCAAGGAUUCCAAGAAGGAGCUCCGAAUGCUAGCGUCGUUAUGCAGGUUCCAGAGAGGAUCGUUGUGGCAGGAAAUAAUGAAGACAUUCCAUUUGCAAGACCAGCGGAUCUUGACCUUAUACAGUCAACUCCCUUUAAACCUCUGGCACUGAAAACCCCGCCUCGUGUACUAACCCUAAGUGAAAGACCGCUAGAUUUUCUGGAUUUAGAAAGGCCUCCUGCAACCCCGCAAAAUGAAGAAAUCCGUGCAGUUGGCAGGCUAAAAAGAGAGCGCUCCAUGAGUGAGAAUGCCGUUCGCCCAAACGGACAGCUGCUCAGAGCUGACUCAAUGUGGCACAGAUCAUAUUCUGCCCCAAGAAAUAAAAUGUCAAGGUUCCAGGCACCAAUUUCUGCACCGGAGUACACUGUGACACCGGCGCCCCAACAGGUCCGGGCCUGUCUUCCCCAAACAUUACCUGAAGGUGGAGCUAAUCUUCCCUCCGCUCGAGGCAUUUUGUCGCUUAUCCAGUCUUCCACUCGUAGGGCUUACCAGCAGAUCUUGGAUGUGCUGGAUGAAAAUCGCAGUGUGAGAAGACAAAAUGAAAUACGUUGUGAAAGACCCGUGUUGCGGGGUGGGUCUGCUGCCGCCACUUCUAAUCCUCAUCAUGACAACGUCAGGCAUGGCAUGUCACAUAUAGAUGCAACAAUUGAAGGAACUUCGGACGACAUGACUGUUGUAGAUGCGGCUUCAUUAAGACGGCAGGUAUGUUAAGCCACCAUUUACACAUUUUAAUCAGCGUAAAACGGUAUUACCAAAAUGGAUUGGUACAAUUCUGGCCACUGACAAAGACUCUCGGCAUUUUAGCCAACCAGCGUAGCCACUGGACUGCUUGUUUGACUUUUUGAAAUGUGGAAGUCACCUUGGGGACCUGUGGUACGAUGUUGGAGAGUUCCGCUUUGGAAGCCACUGCUUCCAGUUUGCGCAGCGCCUCUAUGAACAGAUUUCUUGUGUUCUGUAAUAAGUCCUGCCUUGGAAGUGCGGUUGCAUAUGCACAUUUUUAAUAUGCGGUCCCACGGCCUCUAGAAUCACACAGACACACACACGUGGAGAAGGCGCAGUCAGUGUUGUAAUUGUGUCUGUGCCGAAUAGGCGUAGAGGAGACGUGAAUGAAAGAAUUUCUAAGGUCAAGAAACUAAAUAUCUUAGCAUUAGAAUCAGUCAAUAUCGUUUUAAAGAUUCAACAUAACGAUAAUAUGAAACAAAUACUGCUUUUUUUAUCGUGAGUCUCGUUUAUUUACUAAAUGGAUGCUGUGUCAGAAGGUCUCACGCAUAUUUAUUUAUUUAUACCUCGCCUGCUGAAGAAAGGGAGUUUCUCUGGCAUUUGUCGUAGAAUUCACAGUCAGACCAACAACCUUGCUUUCUGAGAGUACAGCAGGAGCUUCGGGGUUGUAACAACAUCCAUUCGAUCCUUAGCUUAGAGGCUGAACUAGUAGCAGACAAAGAUCGAGUCAUUGUAAACAGGUCACACACGUCCUGUGACAAGUAGUAGAAAGCCAGGUGGGAAACCGAGCUUCUGAGACCAGGCGCAAGCACCGCAUCACGAGAAGGUUCUACAGAGUUCACAUCUGUGACCCCGGCGGCAGGGGAAGCUCCCUUGGUCCGUUGCCAAUUUGGAAACCCACCGGCCUGUACUCCAUUCAUCCAGGGAUGGGGAACCCGUGGGCCGCCUGGCUUCAAGAGAGAAAAUGUAAUCCACUCUCCAUAUUAAAAAGCGGCCUUGGUGUUGUUGCUGCCCAGAUAAAAAUAUCGUAACGACUCACGAUCAAUGCGUGUUUUUUUCAUUGACGAUAAGAUGGAUCGUUUAGUGUAAGAACACAGCAUCCCGUGGCACCAAAUAAGCCCCUCUCGUUGCGAGUGGUUGGGAAAAGGUGAUUAACUCUAAGCACUUUAUUUAUUUAUCUUUUUUUUACUGGCCCUAAGAGAAAAAUGGCUCCUCGGCACUGAUUAAAAAGUGACGUACCUUUCCGGGUUGUGAAAAUGGUUAUCUCUGCAUCACUGUCCGUAGACUCCCAUUCCCACCGCCCCCCUCCCACCCCUCCAGGUUGGAGUUCUCGGUCCUCAAAAUGCUAAGGGUUCCACAUUCUGUGAAAAUCUCUUCCUUCACCUUCUCUAACA